UUUUUCAAUGCACAGGUACCCCCUCUAAGGAAACAUUGGUCAUUCUAAGGAGGAAGCCAUAUUGGAAAACAGAGGGCAGUGUUGGUCCAUCAAAACGCCCCAUAACAGCUGAAACUCUUUAUUGUGUACUAUAACAGGACUAUUUAAAGUGGCUUUUAGACUGCCAUGACAACCAUGAAUCCGGAAUAUGAUUACCUGUUCAAACUGCUUUUGAUUGGAGAUUCUGGAGUGGGAAAGUCUUGCCUUCUGCUCAGAUUUGCAGAUGAUACUUACACAGAAAGUUAUAUCAGUACCAUUGGUGUUGAUUUUAAAAUAAGAACAAUAGAAUUAGAUGGGAAAACAAUCAAGCUACAAAUAUGGGAUACAGCGGGUCAAGAAAGGUUUCGAACUAUAACAUCCAGUUACUACAGAGGCGCUCAUGGGAUUAUUAUAGUGUACGAUGUCACAGAUCAGGAUUCCUUCAAUAAUGUUAAACAGUGGCUCCAAGAAAUAGAUAGAUAUGCUAGUGAAAAUGUAAACAAGCUUUUAGUUGGCAACAAGUGUGACUUGACUACCAAAAAAGUAGUAGAUUACACAACGGCCAAGGAAUUCGCUGACCAGUUGGGCAUUCCCUUUCUAGAAACAAGUGCAAAGAAUGCCACAAAUGUUGAGCAAGCCUUCAUGACCAUGGCUGCAGAGAUCAAGAAUCGCAUGGGCCCACCAGUUUCAUCAACAGGAGGAGAUUCCAAGUCAAAUGUGAAAAUAAACGCUAGCACGCCAGUCAAACAGAGUGGAGGUGGAUGCUGUUAAAACUAGCUGAUUAACCCUGGGGGGAGGGGAAGUAAAUAGUGAUAAAUGGUGGAGAUGUUAAAUAAGUUAUUUCAGCAAAUGGAAUACUGGAAUAAACACAGGCCCCAGUCAGAUAUAUUUUAUUUAGCUGAAAUCACCUACUCUGGCCAUUGCUCUUAUAACCAAGAUUAAGGUGACGUUAUUUUCUCAUCUUUCUGCAUCAUGGACUGUAUAUUUGAAGUGACUGGUUUUGGUGCAGAAAUUUAAAGGGAUGAUCAGCAAACUUUUUUUCCUUUUUAAAUUUUUUUUCUUUUAGUAGGCUGAUUGAGAAAGUUGAAGUAACUGCGUAAUUAAAGACAAGGUCAGAUUAUAAUGAGAUGAUACUAGAAAAUGCCAAACGUCAAUAUAAUAUUUAUCUCGCACUGUGAGGUGGUAAUUGAUGGAGUGUCGAAGCAAGUUUGGAAAACCAUAUCGGUGCACAAGUUGUUCCUGGUAUGUUGUACGCUAAUGACAAAACUUUUGUACAGAAGUUAGAAAUGUAAUUAUUAUUAUUAUAACAUUAACUAUCCGAUAUGUGGGCUUAGUCAAAGUAUAGAUAAUUCCUUUUGGGGGUAAUGUUCUGUGUCCUUUGUGUUUGGAUGUAGCUGUCAAUGUUUGAUAUGGGGACUUGCUUUGUAGUGUUAACUUUCAUUCAUUCUUUCAUAGAGUUAAUUACAGCAUAUCCAUUGCAUUCUACACCGCCAAGCAAAGCCCCAUGUUAAGGAACAAGAUCGGACUUAUAUAAAAGUUUUCAGCUUUUGUAUGUAUGUAUAGGUGAAUAAGCUGUGCACAAUGUACACUUUACAUAAAUUGUAUCCUCUGUUAAUAAAAGUAAAUAAGGAUAUUAAAUAUGAUUAUAUGUACCAAUAUAUACUGUGA
This is a messenger RNA of Lingula anatina, 1686 nucleotides long. RefSeq names its product ras-related protein ORAB-1. Lineage: Eukaryota; Metazoa; Brachiopoda; Lingulata; Lingulida; Lingulidae. The record is from RefSeq and is a predicted model, not a curated record. Gene Ontology annotation, molecular function: GTPase activity; GTP binding.